Molecule: messenger RNA, 2435 nt
Organism: Canis lupus familiaris (dog)
Lineage: Eukaryota; Metazoa; Chordata; Mammalia; Carnivora; Canidae
Gene: SBSPON
Product: somatomedin B and thrombospondin type 1 domain containing
Exons: 5
Coding region: 7-801 (264 amino acids)
Source: RefSeq, a predicted model, not a curated record
CUGGCCAUGAGGACCCUGUGGAUGGCGCUGUGCGCGCUGGCGCGCCUGUGGCCGGGGAGCCUGGCCGGCUGCGCCGACGCGGGGCGCUGCUGCCCGGGCCGGGACGCCGCCUGCUCCGCGCGCGGCUGGAGGUUGGACAGGGUGUACGGGACGUGCUACUGCGACCAAGCCUGCCGCCGCACGGGGGACUGCUGCUUCGACUACGCCAGGGCGUGCCCAGCUCGCCCGUGCAUCGUGGGGGAGUGGAGCCCCUGGAGCGGCUGCGGGGACCAGUGCAGGCCGGCGGCCCGCGUGCGGAGGCGCCCGGUGCAGCAGGAGCCCCGGAACGGCGGCGCGCCCUGCCCGCCCCUGGAGGAGAGAGCCGGCUGCCUGGACUACUCGACGCCGCGGGGCCAGGACUGCGGGCGCGCCUUCGUCCCUGCCUUUAUAACUACCUCUGCAUUCAACAAGGAGAGAACAAGACAAGCCGCCUCUCCACAGUGGUCUACAGACACAGAGGAUGCCGGAUAUUGUAUGGAGUUCAAGACAGAGUCAUUGACUCAUCACUGUGCUCUGGAAAAUCGCCCUCUGACUCGAUGGAUGCAGUAUCUCCGAGAGGGGUACACAGUGUGCGUUGAUUGUCAACGCCCAGCUAUGAAUUCUGUGAGCCUUCGCUGUUCUGGAGAUGGCCUGGACUCUGAUGGAAAUCAAACUCUCCAUUGGCAAGCAAUUGGCAAUCCUCGGUGUCAAGGAACUUGGAAAAAAGUUCGGCGGGUAGAUCAGUGUUCUUGUCCAGCUGUUCACAGUUUUAUUUUUAUAUAGAUGCAAUGUGUCUAGAAUGUGUUCGUAAACAUGCUACACAUUACCAUGUCAUGUUCAGUACUUCAAAAACCUUCAAAAACCAUUUGGCCAAAGUCCCUGAACACAUGUCUUUGCCAGAAUCUGAAGAGAAAGAAAAUUCACGGGCCGGUUCUCAAGAUGUACAGUACCUUUGUUUUUAUUUUUACUGCAUUGAAGACCCAUUCUAAAGGUUCCUGUAGUUUCAUGUCCAUGUCCUAUGGCUUCGUGUCCCCUCAUACAAAGGUGGCCCACACAACACAGAAUACAUGUCUGUUUGCACUAAAAUCACUACAAUAUGGUCCAUUUAUUGGUAAGUUGUCACUGAAGGGUAUCCAUGCUUUGAAUCUUGCAUUCCUUCUUUCUAUUCUGUAAUCUCUUAAAAACUUCUCACUUUAAAAAAUGUGUACAGAUAUAUAUAUAUAUAUAUAUAUAUAUAUAUAUAUAUAUAUACACUCCCACACAUACAUUUCCCAUAUAUUAUUCCAUAAAUUGUGAAAUGAUUUCAAGAAAAAAAGUCACAAAUAAUUUUCCACAGGAUGAGUUAUUUAAGAUUUAGUAGGUGUUUUGUAAUGAAAAAAAAAAAAAAAACAAUGGUUAUGUUAAAAAUGCUUUUUUUGAAGAAGAAAUUUUCUUUGGUUAAUUGAGAAGACCAAUCAAAUGUUCAUUUUAGGUCAAUCCAAGUUCCUUAAACGCUAUAAUUUUCAUGAAGAGAAUUUUGGCACCAGUGAAGGACACGAUGCUUUAACUAUGAAAAUUUUACCGUCAUUAGCAUCUAAGAUUGUUUCGCUGGCUUAAAACUUGAAGUUGACUUAAAUAAUCUUUCAGCUUUAAGCUUAAACUAACUUCAAGUUUAAUUGAAGUAAACCUACUACUUUUUUUCUACAGCAUACAUUUUCUUCUAACUGGGGUGGAAGGUAGAGUUCUAAAUUAUGGAAGACGUGGAUUUUAUUACAUAUGUGGUGAUCUCACACACAGGGAAGUAUUAGUCUUCUUCUUUUAUGAUUGGAAAACCAGUGAACCAGAGAGAGUGGCUUACGGAUGGGUUAUUUUGCUGGUCAGCCACAGAGACCAAUCUUAGUUUCUCAUCCAGGACUCAGCUUCAACGAAAAGCCUGACUAUGCCAAAGACAGCUGUGAAAGCUAAGCUCUUUUCCGUUCUGAAACAAAUGUUAAGUUUAGGGUGUUUUCUCUGGAGAGCUGCAUCUUAAAAUCUAAACCCUUUCAGUCUCAUUUAUAUGAAAUAUUAUUCACUCACAAAUGAUUUACUAAAAUACAUAUUUCUUGGUACUUAUCAAGUAAUGGCAAGAAUGACACUAGCAACCUUAAUAGGGCCAGGAAAGUCCCUAGUAUUUAAUGCUGAGAGUAGCAAUAUUUCUGACUAUGUAUUCACUUAACUGUCAGAGUUGUUGUUAUGGUAAAUUCUUCAGAGAUUAAUAAUAAAAUUAAUUAAUAAAAUUUGAGUCCAAGGUAAGGAUCUUAAGCUACAAGUUCAGUAUUAACAUUUUAGGACCAUUUCUAACAUUUGUAAAGCAAGAUUUUUGAAGAUUAUACCUGGGUAAUUUUAAUGUUACUUAACAUUUUUAUACCAGUUAAUAAACUCUCUGUUCACAUUUUUAA